This is a messenger RNA of Aureobasidium namibiae CBS 147.97, 1110 nucleotides long. RefSeq names its product kinase-like protein. The transcript is spliced from 2 exons. Gene Ontology annotation, molecular function: ATP binding; protein serine/threonine kinase activity. NCBI's taxonomy places the organism in Eukaryota, Fungi, Ascomycota, Dothideomycetes, Dothideales, Saccotheciaceae. Gene Ontology annotation, biological process: peptidyl-serine phosphorylation; peptidyl-threonine phosphorylation. The annotation marks the transcript as partial. The record is from RefSeq and is a predicted model, not a curated record.
AUGACUCCUGCGCAGGCCAUCCAAUCGUCAGCCGGACUUCUGAACAUCUAUGAGAAGGGAGAGAUCAUCGACUACAAGGAUGGCGUCUGGUUCUGCGGUUCCAAACAAGCGAAGAAACAUGUUGGAGAUAUUUCCGCUGCUGGGACGACCAACUUUGGCUACGAUGACGAAAGAGGUGACUACAAUAUCGUCAUGGGCGACCAUCUGGGAUACCGCUACGAGGUCAUCGAUGUUCUCGGCAAGGGAAGUUUCGGACAGGUGGUGAGAUGUAUUGACCACAAGCUCGGCACUCUUUGUGCUGUCAAGAUUAUUCGCAAUAAGAAGCGAUUCCAUCAGCAAGCUUUGGUCGAGGUCAACAUCUUGCAAAAGCUCAAGGAAUGGGAUCCUGAUGAGGCCAACGCAACGCUUACAAUCACAUCAUCUUUCUACUUCCGCAACCACUUGUGCAUCACGUCCCCCUCUCUUAGCAUCAACCUCUACGAAUUUAUCAGGACCCACAACUUCUCUGGCUUCUCAAUCCAACUCAUCCGCCGUUUCGCACGCCAAAUACUCGCCUGUUUAUGUCUGCUACAAUCUAAACGGAUCAUCCACUGCGAUCUCAAACCGGAGAAUAUACUUCUGUGCGACCCACGGCGUGCCGAUGUGCGAGUCAUCGAUUUCGGAAGUUCUUGCAAAGCCGACGAGAAGGUGUACACGUACAUCCAGUCGCGUUUCUACCGUUCACCUGAGGUCAUUCUCGGAAGUGACUAUGGUCUCGGAAUCGACAUGUGGAGUUUUGGAUGCAUCCUUGCGGAAUUGUUCACUGGGUACCCUAUCUUCCCUGGUGAGAAUGAGCAGGAGCAACUCGCAUGUAUCAUGGAGAUCUUCGGCCCACCUGCUCGGGACAUCAUCGAGAAGGCCUCCCGAAGAAAGCUCUUCUUUGAUUCAUCACUCAAGCCUCGCGUCACUGUGUCAAGCAAAGGCAGAAGGAGACGGCCUAGCAGUAAGACUCUUAGUGGUGCCAUCAAGUGCGAUGACGAGGCCUUCUUGGACUUCCUCUCUCAAUGUCUUCGUUGGGAUCCUGAGAAGCGUUUGCGACCAGACCAAGCCGUGUCCCACCCCUUCAUCACC